AUCAUUUAGAAAAAAAUUCUAAAUUACUCAUUUAUUUUUUUACUAAACGAACAGCAUCGACCUGCUUUAUAUGUGAUCAUCUUAUCUGAGUAAUUCGGUCAUUUGUUCUGAUUGUAGGGAGAAUUUACACCUUUAUCCCUAAACUGGACUGAUUGGUGUGUUUUUUCCUCCACAUCCUUAAAACAAAAAUCCGUGAGUGUCGGGUUUUCUUUAUUCUUUGUUUGGUUCUGUUGCGUGAUGGCUUUCCUGGCACGCACCUCCCCGUGGCUCCCAUCAUGACUUUAAUUGUCAUCCUCCUCGGGCCUGAAGCCACAUGGCCUGAAAGAUGCUGGAAACGUUUUAUUGACCACGGUGACAUCCCGUUAACCCUAUUACCAAAAGAAUACGCACGGAUCCGUCCCACUGAUCGUGCUCCCUCGGGCCCCCAAAAACCAAAGCUGAGCUACAUCAGGCUGAGUUCUAAUUAAAACAAAACAGAAAAGAAAAAAAAACGCAGCAAAGAACGAGAGAAUUAUUAAAUCGUUAGUCUCGCCACGGGAAGUGGUAUUUCGUUUUCCCUUUCAAUUAGAGGCUGAUUGGGCUUUUCAGAGGAGGUCAGCUGUGAAAUCUGGAUUAUUUACGCGCGGACUCGAAGACUUUACGCUCUUCUCUGCUUGUCUAUAAUCGGACUACUUGAUUUUAAAUAAGAUGAGUGAAAAGCAACAGCUGCGUAAAAAGAGCUACCAGAAAAAUGACAGUAAAUAUUUGACCACUGGAGCUCUUUCCCCAUCACCAGCAGACGGCGAUAACAACGCGUUACCCCCCAAUUUCACCUCAUUAAAUGGCCAUCCAUCUAUAUGAACCUCUCCUCUGGGAAUAGAUUUUAUUCCUUAAAAAUAAAUCUGUUUGGUACCAUUUCCUGUCUUACUUUGAAGGACAAAAUUUAUUUUUAAAUGAUUCCAUUAGAUCGUCCUGCUGGGGUAGAUUACAUGUGAUUGUUUUCUAUUUUAAGUCCACAGAGGCCUGUUUUGUCACUGUUAGGCUGAUUUAAUUACUAGUGGGAGUUUUUGAAAGCUCAAAUAAGAAAAUAAGAGAAAUUAUUUUGGAGCACGUUACAUUUUGUAAGAUUUGGGUGAUUAAUUCAACUUCUAGGAAGUUUGACUCGUUGUAAUGGGAGAUAAAAACCCACCAUUCAGCCGCUUCAUCGAUGCAACUACCAAAUCUUAGUUAUUUUUGUCGUUAAAGUCUCUGAGAGCCUGUUUGAAAUGUUCAAAUGUUGCUAUUUGUGGGAUUGAUCCUCCUCACUGCCUCCUCCUCCUUCUUCCCCUCCUCCUCCGGUGUGUUCUUCCUCUAUGGUCCUCUAGUCACCUGACUGAACGCCAUGCAAAUCAUUCUGCUGCUUCAGCCCUAUUGGACGCUUGUGGCUCAUUUAACCGCUGUCAGUGCGCAUCAUAUGGCCGCCGCUUUAAGCAACUUCUCAACUCAAACAGGGAAAGUGGCUCAAAUGCGCAUUCUGUCAGACUGGAUGUGAAGCAACCCAGAAGACAAGGUGAAAUACUUACUGGAGAACAUUUUAUCUGCCUUCUCGGAUUAAUUUUCAAAUGCUAUUUGUGUCCUUUGGGGGUUAGAAUAUUAAUUAAAGUCAGCCGCAGCGCGCUCGAAGUUGUGCGCGCCUGCCAGCUCCUCAAAAAAAGAACUUUUUUUUCUCUCUGUUGGUGGCGAAGUUUAAAACCGGGUGAAUGUAUAGCAUGAUGAUGGAAACUGACCUCCAUUCCCCCGGCCCCCAAACGAACACAAACACGGGGCAAACGGGGCCGAACAGUGGGUCCAAAGCGAAUCAGGAGCGAGUGAAGAGACCCAUGAACGCGUUCAUGGUGUGGUCCCGAGGGCAACGGAGAAAGAUGGCACAGGAAAACCCCAAGAUGCACAACUCGGAGAUCAGCAAGCGGCUGGGCGCAGAGUGGAAGGUGAUGUCGGAGGCGGAGAAGCGUCCCUUCAUCGACGAGGCGAAACGGCUGCGAGCCAUGCACAUGAAGGAGCAUCCGGAUUACAAGUACCGGCCCAGGCGGAAGACCAAGACUUUGCUGAAAAAGGACAAAUAUUCCCUCGCGGGUGGACUGCUUUCUGGGCCCGGCUCUGGAGGUGGAGUUGGUUUAGGUGUCGGCAUGACUUCAUCCGGGGUCGGCCAGAGGUUAGAGAGCCCCGGGGGUCACGGAGGCUCCGCCAGCUCCGGCUACGCGCACAUGAACGGCUGGGCGAACGGUGCGUACUCGGGGCAGGUGGCUGCAGCUGCGGCAGCCGCGGCGAUGAUGCAGGAGGCUCAGCUCGCCUACAGCCAGCACCCCGGCAGCGGAGCGCACCACCACCACCACUCACACCACCACCACUCGCACAACCCGCAGCCCAUGCACCGCUACGACAUGACCGCCCUGCAAUACAGCCCCAUCUCGAACUCUCAGAGCUACAUGAACGCCUCCCCCUCCAGCUACGGCGGGAUCACCUACACGCAGCACCAGGGCUCCAGCGUCUCCUCCUCGGCUGCCAUGGGAACGUUAGGGUCACUUGUGAAGUCGGAGCCGAGCAUGUCUCCCUUUUUGGAAUGGCACCUGCAACCUGUGGAGGUUUUUGAAACAAGGGAAAAGUGACCAUCACAGCUAUCAGCCGUGGAUCGGCGAGGAAGGACUGUGAUUUACAGAUAGCACCUUGUCUCUCCUGCUGGCACCCCGUCAUUACACCGAGCUGAGCACUGGGAGAUAGGUGCUGCGAACAAGAAAGGACCUCUUCUGUAAAUGUCAACGCCAGUCAGAGCCUCAAAUUUUCUCCAUUAACUCUUUCCCCUGCAGUUCUCCAUACUCUAAGCCAAUAAUUACAUGACUUACUCCCUCCUAUUACCAAAUGUUUGGGGUCUAAGUGAUGUUAGAACAUCUGGACAACACACACUCAAAGGAAAAUAAAGCUAUUUGCCAUUUAAUUUAUCUUUCACUGUCUUAAUAGUCUUCUGCUGGCAUGUUUUCUAAGAAGUCACUUUGUGUUCUGAUUUGCAAAAUUUGUCAAAAUUCUGUAUUAAAAGGUUUUAUGGUAUUAAUGUGACUAGAAAUAAGGCAGAAUGCAAACAGUCAGCGCAGGUACGGGAAAUUAAUUUCAUGCUUCAUUCUGUGUUCCUGCUUUUGACCAUGACCUGAAGUUAGUGUGUGGUUACGGUGUGAAAUAGUAAUUUCAGCUCAGAUUCUACGGCAAAAAAAUGUUUUCAUUAUGAAACCAUAAAAAAACACAAGUGCUUAUUAUUUGAAUAUGCAGUUAUGUUCUAAUUAAAUAUUUAUUUUGCAUGAGUGUGUGCAUGUGAUGGAGAUUUCUGUUUGGAUUGAGGGAUAAGACUUUGUGUGUAUGUGUGUGUGUGUGUGUGUGUGCGUGCGCGGG
Messenger RNA from Nothobranchius furzeri (turquoise killifish), 3396 nucleotides. RefSeq names its product SRY-box transcription factor 1a (gene sox1a). The record is from RefSeq and is a predicted model, not a curated record. Gene Ontology annotation, molecular function: RNA polymerase II cis-regulatory region sequence-specific DNA binding; DNA-binding transcription factor activity, RNA polymerase II-specific. Gene Ontology annotation, biological process: regulation of DNA-templated transcription; cell differentiation; anatomical structure morphogenesis. Lineage: Eukaryota; Metazoa; Chordata; Actinopteri; Cyprinodontiformes; Nothobranchiidae.